Messenger RNA from Nicotiana tabacum (common tobacco), 2157 nucleotides. Its product is annotated as AMSH-like ubiquitin thioesterase 1. NCBI's taxonomy places the organism in Eukaryota, Viridiplantae, Streptophyta, Magnoliopsida, Solanales, Solanaceae. Gene Ontology annotation, biological process: protein K63-linked deubiquitination; protein K48-linked deubiquitination. The record is from RefSeq and is a predicted model, not a curated record. Gene Ontology annotation, cellular component: endosome; membrane. Gene Ontology annotation, molecular function: metal-dependent deubiquitinase activity; protein binding; K63-linked deubiquitinase activity.
UGUUGAAUGACCUUCUUGUUCUACUCGCCCGUCCCUUCCCCAAUCUCUGCUUUUCUCUUCCAAGCACGAGCAGCCAUUGGAGACUCAAUUGUCUAUGUCCGAUCAAAGAUUACGAUCGGCCUCAAUUGAAUUCUAGAAAACAGAAAUAAGAAAAGGAAUUCUACGAGUUCUUCAAUAUGAUGACGCGGUCGUCUUCUGGUCAAAUCAACAUCGCGGCGCGUACGAAGAAACUCGAUGUAGAUAAUCGAAUCUCUCUGAGAAUUUACUAUCGGAUCGCUGAUAAUGUCCUCAAACAGGCUGACAUUUUCCGCUCAGAGGGAGACGUCAUAGAUUUAUAUGUCAUGCUUCUUAGAUUCUCAAGUUUGGUCUCUGAGACAAUACCAUGCCAUCGAGAUUAUCGAGCAUCACUGCAGAGCAACAAAAUUUAUCUAAAAAAGAGAUUACUAAAUGCUGUGGCUGAGCUUGAGCAACUGAAGCCAAUAGUUCAACAGAAACUCGAGGAGCUAAAUAGAAAAAGCACAUAUCAAGUGAAUAAGGGGAACAAUCAUCAUCAAAAUAAUCUUUUAGGAUUCUCAAGAGAGUUUUAUCCAGCCAAUAAGCAAAACCCAAAGGCUUAUGGAACAACUAAGGUAGCAGCACCAGUUGUUCGAGAUUUUGUGUCUCAAGUCCCAAGAACCCAGCAGUUUUUGCUUGUGAACCCAGUAAAUGAGCAGAUGCGCCAUUUGUCACUUAGUAUACCGCGUCCAAAGGAUGAAACUCUGACCAGACAUUCCAUCCUGGGUCCAAAUGGACUUCGAGGACAGUGGCAACCUCCAGCUAGUGACAGAGGGGUGUCUUAUCCAAGUAAUGUUGACUUCACUCCUGUUCUAAUCCCCAGGGAAAACAGGCUCCUGCAGCCUCUAGAAAAUGAAUCCUUGGAUAAAAAGGAUGACGUCAGUUCAGAAUGUGGAAAACCAUGUCUGGAAUCUACGUUACCGGUAGAUAGUGACAAGCCAGUGCUGCGUCUUGAAGAACCUGCUUCAUUGAUUUCCUUUGAUACAGAAGAAAGCCCUCUACAAUCAGAAAUCAUUAGACAACCAUCUCCUCCACCUGUUCUUGCAGAGGUACAAGAUUUGAUGCCACCUGCAUCAUCUCCAGUCGAUGAGGUGGAAUGUGGAUUGGUUAAAUCAUCCCCUGAUGGCCUAAUCUGCUCUGAAAACCCAUUGCAAUUGCACAUUUCAACAUCUCUGAUGGAUGCAUUCAUGAAGCUAGCCAAGUCCAAUACUAACAAAAAUCUGGAAACCUGUGGUGUUCUUGCUGGAUCACUUAAAAAUCGAAGAUUUUAUGUCACAGCUCUCAUCAUUCCCAAGCAGGAAUCAACAUCAGAUUCGUGUCAAACUACAAAUGAGGAGGAAAUAUUUGAAGUUCAAGAUAAGCAAUCACUGUUUCCUCUUGGGUGGAUUCAUACGCAUCCAACGCAAUCAUGUUUCAUGUCAUCCAUUGAUGUUCAUACCCAGUACUCAUAUCAGAUCAUGUUGCCUGAAGCUAUUGCAAUUGUAAUGGCCCCAAGAGAUAGUUCAAGAACUCAUGGAAUAUUCCGAUUGACGAAUCCGGGUGGUAUGACAGUUAUACGACAAUGUCCGAGGCGUGGUUUUCAUCCGCAUGACCCCCCUCCUGAUGGUAGCCCAAUUUAUAAGCAUUGUGCAGAUGUCUAUAUGGAUUCUAAAUUGAAGUUCGACGUCAUUGAUCUUCGAUGAUUGCAAUCAUAGAUUAAUCAGAUACAUCUUUCAUCAUGAUCCUUGUUUGUUUUGCCUUUGCAAUAUUGGUUGGUCUACAAGAUGUCAAUACAUAAUCCGUGAAUACUCAAUUUGAUAUUGCUGUUACCGGGCAACUCUUGAAGCUGCAGCUUGUAUGCAGGUAAAGGUUGUAAAAGGUUCGUGCCUGGCAUUUUUCUCAAAAAGGUUCAUGCCUGGCAUUCUUGCAGAUAUAAUAGAACUGCAUCAUUGAAUACUUAUAAUAUAAACAAUCUUUGUAAAUAGAAAUUCUUUUUCAGGCAUCAUGUGUGUAAACUUGCAAAAUAUUCUCAACACUAUUGACAUCUUAGUUGUAACUGUGCAUCAGUUAUCCUAUGUACUUUGUGAAUAUAGUUCUGCUGGUUCUUGUCCUAGACUUUACCGA